Bombus terrestris (buff-tailed bumblebee) is the source of this 704-nucleotide messenger RNA. RefSeq names its product synaptobrevin-1 (gene Syb). The transcript is spliced from 3 exons. Gene Ontology annotation, biological process: vesicle fusion; vesicle-mediated transport. Gene Ontology annotation, molecular function: SNAP receptor activity; syntaxin binding. Gene Ontology annotation, cellular component: plasma membrane; SNARE complex. The record is from RefSeq and is a predicted model, not a curated record. The coding region runs from base 166 to 525 and encodes 119 amino acids. NCBI's taxonomy places the organism in Eukaryota, Metazoa, Arthropoda, Insecta, Hymenoptera, Apidae.
UGUUCAUAAUAAAUGUGACGUCAUGGGCAUCGCCAUCUUUAUCGUAUGUCAUGUACAGUUGUAAAGUGUAUUCGUCAUCGAAGCAAAAUUUGGUGAUAGCUGUCAUCAUUUUUAAACAAUUCACAUCUCUAUUAAAUUGUCUAUAAAUCCUUCAUCUUAAAAGAUAUGGACGGCAGUGGCAAUUCCAGAGAUGGAGAGGCAGGUGUUCCUCGUAAUUCUCAGCCACCUUCGACUAAAAAGCUGCAACAAACACAAGCAACCGUGGAUGAGGUUGUGGGGAUAAUGAAAGUAAAUGUGGAGAAAGUAUUAGAAAGAGAUCAAAAGCUAUCGGAAUUAGAGAAUCGUGCUGAUGCUCUGCAACAGGGAGCGACCCAAUUUGAACAGCAGGCAGGAAAAUUAAAAAGAAAAUAUUGGUGGAAAAAUCUUAAAAUGAUGAUCAUCAUUGGUAUCAUCUGCGUGAUUAUUCUUAUCAUUAUCAUUGUUUCAACUGUAUCAGGCUCAUCUGACAAUUCCUCUUCUAACUGAUCACAUUGUACCAAAUGGGAUAUAAUGCUUUGGGGUUGUUAAUUUAUAUCCAAAAAUGAAAGUUAUUCCAGCAGAGUAAGGGCUGGGCACACACAAACUUAGAAAUAACAUAAUCGUUGAAAAGUCACGACUUGCAGUCCUGUUCAAAGGAUUUGCGAUUAAAGUAGCACAGACAAAAA